UUUAUAGGAAAGCAAGUUGUGAUAUGGUGGUAGGGCCCUUUUAAUGGGUCUUCUUUUCACUAGAUUCCAUCAUAUAAAGAGAAAUUGGAGGAAGCUUAACAAAAUCAAACCACCCUAAUACAUUGGAACUAACUAAAUAGUGAAUACAAAAAUGGGCAAAGUGUUGACAUUACUUGUGCUCCGACUACUCAUGAAUCUCUUACAUAUCGGUUCGCUUUCUCUCUGGAUCAUAAAACCCACCACUAUAUGGAUACAAUCUUGGCGUCAAGCUGAAGAUACCAUCAAACGUACUUUCUUCGGCUAUUACGGUCUCAACUUUGCCGUAUUCUCAUUCCCUCCUAUUGCUCUUUCUAUAAUUGGGCUCAUUUACUUGAGUUUACUGCCGCAAAAUUGUCUAACAAGCAGAGGAGGGAGAAGUGUAGCUAUUACUGUCACAAGACCAGCCGUUAUCAACAGCUUCAUUGGAAUUGUGUCUUGUUUCGAGAUCCUUGCUCUUCUUUUGUUCUUACUCUUUCUAUCUUGGACCUUCUAUUCUCGCGUAUCUAACGAUCUCAAGAAGCUGACGUCCCUCAAAACCAUCAAUCUUGACUUGUAAAAUUUCUCUGAAACUUCAAAAUCUAGUGCCUUUCUAUAUAUAGCUGUUGACUCCUUAUGUUUUCAGAUGGCAGCUUAAGUACUUUAGAGUUGUUACAAGAUUCGGGCUAUUAGCAGAAGCAUGUCUCUCUAUGCUUCUUUUCCCUGUCUUGAGGGGAUUAUCAAUGUUCCGGUUACUCCACAUUCAGUUUGCAGCGUCUGUACGAUAAGUUGGAUAAUUCGUUAGGUGUUAUUACUAUAAUUUUAUUUAAUAAUAUUUAUAAUUUUAUAAACAAAAAUAGGAAAUAC
Messenger RNA from Thlaspi arvense, 882 nucleotides. The record is from the annotation of a GenBank genome assembly. Lineage: Eukaryota; Viridiplantae; Streptophyta; Magnoliopsida; Brassicales; Brassicaceae.